Molecule: messenger RNA, 2052 nt
Organism: Rhododendron vialii
Lineage: Eukaryota; Viridiplantae; Streptophyta; Magnoliopsida; Ericales; Ericaceae
Product: L-ascorbate oxidase homolog
Exons: 8
Coding region: 96-1814 (572 amino acids)
Molecular function (GO): copper ion binding; oxidoreductase activity
Source: RefSeq, a predicted model, not a curated record
UACACCCCCUGACAAACUCACAAGCUUUCUCUGAAUCUCUGUCCAUUAAACAACAAAAAAAUUCGCAUACAUGUCCUUGAAAGCGAAAGAUAUUUAUGCGUGCAUGUGAAUACACAGUGAGAGAGAGAGAGAGAGAAUCUUGGAAAUUUGACAAGGGAGAGAGAGAGAGAGAGAGAGAGAUGAGAGGACUCAGAGCACUCUGUUUUUUCUUCGCAGUGUCUCUGUUUUUGCUUGUUCAAAAUGAGGUUAAUGGUGAUAGUCCUUAUAGAUUCUACACUUGGAAAAUCACUUAUGGUGAUAUCUACCCACUGGGUGUUAAACAACAGGGAAUCUUGAUAAAUGGGCAGUUUCCUGGGCCACAAAUCGACUGCAUCACUAAUGACAACCUCAUUAUCAGUGUCUACAACUACUUGAACGAGCCAUUUCUCAUCUCUUGGAAUGGGUUGCAACACAGGGGGAAGUCGUGGCAGGACGGAGUCUACGGCACAAACUGUCCAAUCCUGCCGGGCAAGAAUUUCACUUACCUUCUUCAAGCAAAGGACCAAAUUGGCAGCUUCUUCUAUUUCCCCUCUCUUGCAUUCCAAAAGGCAGCCGGAGGUUUUGGCGGCAUUAAAAUCUAUAGCCGCCCUCGAAUUCCAGUUCCUUUCCCUCCUCCCGCUGGUGACCAUACCGUACUCGCUGGAGACUGGUUCAAGAGAAGUCACCGUGGAUUAAAAUGGAUACUGGAUGGUGGUCACAAUCUUCCAUUCCCCGAUGGCCUUCUCAUCAACGGGCGUGGGUGGAAUGGGUACACAUUCGCAGUCGACCAAGGCAAGACAUACAGGUUCAGGAUAUCCAAUGUGGGCACUUCUACAUCAAUCAACUUCAGAAUCCAAGGACACGCAAUGAAAUUGGUGGAGGUGGAAGGAUCACAUACGCUGCAGAACACGUACUCUUCCCUGGACGUUCAUCUGGGCCAAUCCCUUUCUGUCUUGGUGAUUGCUGAUCAGCCUCCAAAGGACUAUUACAUCGUCGUUUCUUCGCGGUUUACCUCUCCCGUACUCACAACCACGGCUAUUCUACAUUACAGGAACUCAUUUACUAGGGUUUCUGGGCCCCCUCCUGGUGGACCUACCAUUGAUAUUGGUUCAUCUCUCAGUCAGGCUAGAUCUAUAAGGUGGAAUCUCACGGCGAGUGGACCCCGCCCGAACCCCCAAGGAUCCUACCACUACGGAAUGAUCAAAACAUCGCGCACAAUCGUCCUCGCAAACUCUGCCCCUUACAUCAACGGCAAGCAGAGGUACGCCGUCAACAGCGUCUCAUACGUUCCCGCCGACACUCCUUUGAAACUCGCAGACUAUUUCAAGAUCGGCGGUGUUUUCAAUCUCGGAAGCAUCCCUGAUAAUCCCAGUUAUGGGAAUGGGUACCUUGCAACCUCUGUUAUGGCUGCUGAUUUCCGGGCUUUCGUUGAGAUUGUGUUCCAGAAUUGGGAGGAUUCUGUGCAGUCUUGGCAUAUUGAUGGGUAUUCCUUCUUUGUUGUUGGGAUGGAUGGGGGACAAUGGACUCCAGCAAGCAGAUCAAAAUACAAUCUAAGGGAUUCGGUUGCCCGUUGCACUACUCAAGUGUAUCCCAGGUCAUGGACAGCAAUCUACAUGGCUUUGGACAAUGUUGGGAUGUGGAACAUCAGGUCAGAGAACUGGGCAAGGCAAUACUUGGGCCAACAGUUCUACCUCAGGGUUUACUCCCCUGCCAAUUCAUGGAGGGAUGAACUACCUAUCCCCAAGAAUGCCCUUCUUUGUGGCCGGGCCUCCGGUCGCCACACUCGGUCUUUUUGAUUUCGCUUGGCCUAGUUUUCAGUCACGAGAGGGUGACUGUCAGAGAGGGUUUUCCGCGGGAAUAAAUCUCAGUUCAGAGCUCGAACUCGAGUUACUUGAGUAGCAUUAGUUUUCGAAAUUCUUUUUUUUUUUCUCUUGGAUUUUCAAAUUUGGGAUUUACUUUUUGAAUUUUUGUUGUUGUUGUUGUAACCAUUUCUAGUGCCAUAAUCCAAUGAUAAAAAUGAAUCGUUUUUAGUUA